Messenger RNA from Notechis scutatus (mainland tiger snake), 3934 nucleotides. Lineage: Eukaryota; Metazoa; Chordata; Lepidosauria; Squamata; Elapidae. The record is from RefSeq and is a predicted model, not a curated record.
UAUCCUUGCAUUAAAAUGCUUCUUUUGUUUCCCAGACGUCCUUUUCCACCAGGAGACCGGGUUACUUUUAAUGGAAGAGACUGUCUCUGUCAAAUGUGUGCUCAACCAAUGGCAUCCAGUCCAAAAGAACUUGCUACUUCCAGUAAUUGUGCAGGCUGUGGAAGAGAUAUAAAGAAUGGACAAGCCUUGCUUGCUUUGGACAAGCAAUGGCAUCUUGGGUGCUUCAAGUGCAAGGCCUGUGCGAAGGUUCUAACUGGAGAAUAUAUCAGCAAAGAUGGUGCCCCUUACUGUGAAAAGGACUAUCAAGUUCUCUUUGGGGUCAAAUGUGAAGCAUGCCACCAAUUCAUCACUGGGAAGGUUCUAGAAGCAGGGGACAAACAUUACCAUCCAAGUUGUGCACGAUGCAGCAGAUGCAACCAAAUGUUCACAGAAGGAGAAGAAAUGUAUCUGCAAGGUUCUACAGUUUGGCAUCCCGACUGUAAACUGUCUACAAAGGGAGAUGAAAAGCUAAGGCCUACCCGGACAUCCUCGGACAGUAUUUAUUCUAGGCCUGGAUCCAGUAUUCCUGGUUCACCAGGACACACAAUCUAUGCAAAAGUAGACAAUGAGAUCCUUGAUUAUAAGGAUUUAGCAGCCAUUCCCAAAGUCAAGGCCAUCUAUGACAUUGAGCGUCCAGAUCUAAUUACUUACGAACCUUUCUACACUUCUGCCUACGAAGAGAGACAAGAAAGACAGAGCCUUGGAGAGAGUUCAAGAUACGGCAGUUCUCCUGUGCAUGAUGAAAGUUCACCAAGGACACUCUCUCCAACUCCAUCUGCAGAAGGUUAUCAGGAUAUUCGAGAACGAAUGAUACACCGGUCAACCAGUCAGGGUUCCAUUGGUUCCCCUGUAUACAGUCGUCAUAGCUACACUCCCACCAUGUCACGUUCGCCACAGCAUUUCCACAGACCUGGCAAUGAGCCAUCCAGCGGUCGGAAUUCCCCCGCCCCUUAUCGGCCCGACAGUCGCCCUCUAACACCAACUUACGCUCAGGCCCCUAAACAUUUCCAUGUUCCAGAUCAAGGGAUCAAUAUUUAUAGAAAACCACCCAUCUACAAACAGCAUGAUGCAGCUGCUCUGGCAGCCCAGAACAAGCCUUUCGAUGAUAUCAUCAAGUCCUCCAAGUUCCCAGCAGCCCAUGCUCCAGCACCCAACGAGAUUCCAAAGAUUGAGACAGAAUACUGGCCAGGUCCUCCAUCACUUGCGGCUGUAGUAGGUUUUGAUAUGCGACGUCGAUCCACUGGCAGAGAUGAAGACCUUGAAGAGCUUCAGAGGCGUCGGCAGCUGCAGGAGGAACAGUUAAUGAAGCUAAACUCAGGCCUGGGGCAAUUGAUACUGAAAGAAGAGAUGGAAAAGGAAAAGUCAUUACUUGCCAGCAGAUGUUACGAUUCUCCAGUUAAUUCAUCUUUACACGCCACUGCUUCUAAAACUUCUUCACUGCCUGGAUAUGGACGAAAUGGACUUCACAGGCCGAUGUCCACAGACUUUGGUCAAUACAACAGUUAUGGGGAUGUGAGCAAUACAACUCAAGAUUACCAGUUUCACCCAGAUGGUCUUGUCCCUGGAAUGCGAAUGGACCGAGGAGUGUCUAUGCCUAACAUGUUGGAACCAAAGAUAUUUCCUUACGAAGUACUCAUGGUGACCAACAGAGGGCGAAAUAAAAUUCUAAGAGAAGUGGAUAGAACCAGGUUGGAGCGUCAUUUAGCACCUGAAGUUUUUCAAGAAAUAUUUGGCAUGACGAUACAGGAAUUUGAUAAGUUACCUCUCUGGAGACGCAACGAUAUGAAGAAGAAAGCCAAACUCUUCUAAAUUCUUCUUUCUUGGGAGAGGGAAGAUAUCAUGUAAUAGGAUAAUGUAUUAUAAUCGAGUCCAAACCCUUUUUGGAGAGCAAACAGUCAAGAAGGUGGGGAGGAGAGAAAGGACAAUCUGAGAAAGGCACAUACUAAUCCCUUGAGAUUGUGCAAUGGCCUGUCAAGCUUACCAUAGGCAGAGACAUGAAAGGUUCUUUGUUCAAAUCUCAGUCAUGGCUUUCACUCAUGAAGUUUUUAUAUGGCAUAUAUAUUCAGUCUUCUGCCUUCCUCAUUUUCCCUUGACUUUCAUUCAGAGGUUGAAAACACUAAUUGAGAAGACCCAGGAAGUGCCCGUAGGAUGCCAGCUCACAAUUUUAUGGUCAUGGACUUUCCAAGCAAUGAAUGAAUAUAUUCUAUAGUUAAGGAAGGAGUCCUGUGUAAUAUAUUUAUCCUCUGGGUACAGCUAUUACAGUUAAUUGGCCUUAUUGUCAAACAGCUUAUUCUUUCUGCAGUACCCAUCAAUAAAAUAGGCUGCUGAACAGAGGUAUUCUACUAUGCUGCAUACUGGCCAAUUUUUUUGAGAACAAGCUCCCAGCUUGCAUUUGCACAUAUCUGGUAGUAAAUUGCCAUGUUUUGUUGUUGACUCUUUGUUCCUCCAUCUUUCCCUGCACUGACUGAAUAUAAUUUUUGCUUUAAACCACUUGAUUGAAAAUUAACAAGAGCAAGCAUGUAAACCAAAAAUUGGUUUCUUGGUUUAAUGAUAGUUAUUUCAACUAUCAUGUUAAAUGUAAGCCAUAGUGAUGCAAUCUUAAGUUUAAUUUAGAUGUGACCUUUGCUGUGUGAAAAUCACUAUAACAUAGUGUGGUCAUGCAUUGCUUGAUUGUGCUUGAAAAUAAGCACUGCGUGGGCCAAUGUAUUGAUGUUGUUCCUUUUCAUGUUAAAAUAAACAAUAUUAAUCAUGCUGGUCCAAGAAAAAGAAUGUUUGUCCUGGGGCAAUAACUUAUUGUGGUCAACUGAAAAGCAUACAACCAUGUUUUAACUCUGAGACUGUCUCCAGUUCUCCUUUCAUAAGUUGUAGUAUCUGAUACAUGAUCAUAUUUCAUAGGAUCUAGUAUAGGUGUCCUAGAAAGUCAUUAUGCUAUCAUCCUUACUGUGAAACUGAAGAUUGAAGAGUGUUUUGUGAGAUCAACUAAUACCAAGCAAUCAAAAGAUUGGACAUUUUCAAAGUACUCUGCAUAACCUGUUCCAGGAUUAGAACAGCAUGUUUCAAAUACUAGUACCUUCCAACUGCAAAGGUUACAUUUUUAAAUGUCUACCAGAAUAGUGAACUCGGAAAUUAUAUUUUAACGAUUAUAUAGAGUGACUUUGCUGCUACACAGUGACCAUUCAAACUAUUUUCUUGUAUGCACUGAUAAUAUUGCACAAUAUGUCAUGUUAAACAUUUACGGUAAUUUGAUUUUCUUCAUGUAAUCACUCAUUCAUAUAAGAAGACUUGAAUUUUUUGUUAUUUUACUAAACACAGUAGCAAAUAGGUUUUUUUCUUCUUAUGUAUUACUAUCAGUGCCUGAAAAAAACUCUGAAAAUUUUCUGAAUCAAAUGAUCCACUCAACUACAUGCCUUUUAUUUUAGAGGAUAUUGUGUCACCUGGCCUCUUGUCUACCUAAAUUGCUUGGUAGAUUGUGCAUCUUCCAUAAAGGACACACAAAAUUUUCUUCAAUAGAAUCAGAAGCCAUUUUUGGCUGAAAAAUAGGAUGCAGUGAUACAUUAAUUUUUUACCUGAGUGAUGACUGCCACUAUAUAAAUUUUUACUUUUUCUCUUUUAAUGUGCAGUUUCUGCCAACAGUGUAAUCUUGUAUGUAUAUAUACAAUAGUUUGUACUAAUUUAGAAGCAAAAAUUCACUAAAUUAAAUGAAGCUUGUCAUGUAGUAAGUCUGUGUAGCAUAGAUGAGGAACCUGUUGCUCUCCAGAUGUUGCAAGACCCCCAAUUCCCUGCUUUCCUUAUCAUUAGCCCUGGAGUGGGGCAACACUUGGUAAUGUUAUUCAACAACAUCUGUAAGGCUACAGAUUCUGUAUCUCUUCCCCUGUUUAGCAAUUCUUAUUGUAAG